GAAAAUAAUUAAACCUGGUUUUCCGGGUUUGCUUAGAGUCAUUGCUUUCUAAGGCAAACAAAAAUGAGUCCUCCUCCUUCAUUCCAACAACAACAAGAUGACCACCAGCACCACCACCACCCGCGCCAUCAUCCGAUACAACACUUGGUGAAGCAAGAGGUUCCGGCCGUCACCACCACCACCACCACUGAUAAUAACAAUAGUAGUGUCAAUUAUGCAAGGAUGUCUCCAUCCUCCUCGGUCAAGAUCCAAAAGAACUCUCACAUGAUUAAGAAAUCGAUACCGGUAUCGGGUUCUUCGAUUAAGGUUCAUAAUAAUCAACAACCACGAGGCCCGGUUAUCAUAUAUACACACUCUCCUAAGGUAAUCCACACCAACCCUAGGGACUUUAAGGCCUUGGUUCAAAAGCUUACCGGUAUGUCCAGCAACAAGGCGGCGGCGAUAUCGAAGGACCACCCUGAAUCUGGUGUCAGGAAUGGUGGUCCCGCCGCCGUGCCACAACACCAUCCUGUUCCUGACAGCAAAAUGAAUAAUAAUAAUAAUAAUAACAAUAAUAAUAAGAGCAGCAGUUAUACUAGUACAGAUGAUAAUGAAUCAUCGUCAGUGAUCACAGACGAGAAUUCGAAUUCGAAUUCGAAUUCAAAUUCAAGCAGCAGUAUUACCACCACGGCCACGGGUGACGUCGUUGGCCAUGAGAUUAAUCCUUAUAUGUGUCCGCCGAUGUUUGAUCUGCUGCCAGCGCCGCCUAACCUGCCGAUGUUCAUGCCUAGUUCAUCAGAUAUGUUAUGCUCUACUGCUGACCCUCCCACCUAUGAUUAUAUGGAUUUUAAUUUCCCUUAUGAUCACAUUACUUAAAUUUUAUGGAUUUUAAUUUCCCUUAUGAUCUUUUUUUUUUGGCAAAAACAGUUUUGGGACGACGAUACAUUGUUUUCGAACGAACAUGCGUCAACAAUUCAAUUUUGGGUGUUGCAUUUGAGUUUAUAUUGAACAACUUUUGUCAUUCAAUUUUGGUGUUGCAUUUGAGUUUAUAUUCAACUUGCUCUAGUAGUGUUGUGGUUCCUUCAUUAAUUCAUUUGAUGGAUUGUUGCAAAGAAUUACAGAUUUUUCUUAAAUGUUAUUCCAGGGUGCGUUCUAAUCAGAUCUAAUAAA
Molecule: messenger RNA, 1149 nt
Organism: Spinacia oleracea (spinach)
Lineage: Eukaryota; Viridiplantae; Streptophyta; Magnoliopsida; Caryophyllales; Amaranthaceae
Product: VQ motif-containing protein 20
Exons: 1
Coding region: 64-855 (263 amino acids)
Cellular component (GO): nucleus
Source: RefSeq, a predicted model, not a curated record